AUGGAUGACAAUCAGGAAUUAGGGAACUGGCUUGGAGAUCACGGAGGAGUGACCACUGAGGAAGAGCAGGCAGAUUUCAGGUAUGUGCUCCAAUACUCACUCAUUCUUCUCUGUUCAUUCAGCCCAGGCUCUAGAGAGAGCUAACAUCUUCACCCCGAUUUCGCCCCUUCCCCGUCCUCCAGUGGCUACUCUCUCUGGGACUGGCGGUUUGACGGUGCUAUGGAAGCUGGUGUUCCGGACCCCUUUCCACUCCAGCAGCUCCCCUCCGACCAUUUCUUCCCCUCCCAAGACCUCUUACAAGGUGAAGUUCCCUCUCUCUCUCUCUCUCUCUCAGUAUAUUCAAUGGCUUGAUGGAUAACUUUCCUCACGCUUUCUAUGCAGAUUUCAGCUCCACCUUCUGCGUUGAGAGCGUCGUCGGAGACAUCGCCGGCGUAAAGGACCCCCAUCUCGACGUCGCCGGCCACGAAGACAUCGAGAGCAAGAAGGUGGAGGUCGCCGCCGGGGGGGAGAGGGAAGAGAGGGCCAUGACCUUCGAGGAGGUGUCGAGGUACUUCUACGUUCCGAUAACUGUGGCGGCAAAGGAGCUCAAGAUGGGCCUCACGCAGCUGAAGAAGAAGUGCCGGGAGCUGGGCAUCCCCCGCUGGCCUCACCGGAAGAUGAAGAGCCUACAGGUCCUCAUCGCCAACGUCCAGGUGGGUGACUCAGAAUAGCUCCCCCUUGCCAUACCCGUGGAAACGACGACGGGAAGACUCUUCCGCUCAUCGGCGACUGACUGGUUCUGAGUCGGACGCUCUGCAAAUGCAAAACCAGGAGCUGGGGAGAGAAGACGGGGAGAUGGGAGAGACGCAGCUGCAGCGGGCGAUCGAGAUUCUGGAGAGGGAGAGGGAGGCAAUAGAGAGGGUGCCCGGGACCCAGCUGGAGGAGAAGACCAAGAGGCUGAGGCAGGCCUGCUUCAAGGCCAACUUCAAGAAGAGGAGGCAGAGCAAGCCCGGCGCCGCCGCCGUUGCCGGCAGGCGAGAUCCGGUGAGGGCUUCUUGAUCGUCGGCCACCGGAGUUCCCUGCGCGAAGAAUCUUACUUUCCUCUCCCGUCGGGAACCAUGUCGCCGAAAUGUGA
Molecule: messenger RNA, 1114 nt
Organism: Spirodela intermedia
Lineage: Eukaryota; Viridiplantae; Streptophyta; Magnoliopsida; Alismatales; Araceae
Source: the annotation of a GenBank genome assembly